Messenger RNA from Ictalurus punctatus (channel catfish), 2955 nucleotides. RefSeq names its product RAB38c, member of RAS oncogene family (gene rab38c). Gene Ontology annotation, cellular component: late endosome; phagocytic vesicle; Golgi apparatus. The record is from RefSeq and is a predicted model, not a curated record. The coding region runs from base 657 to 1292 and encodes 211 amino acids. Gene Ontology annotation, molecular function: GTPase activity; GTP binding. NCBI's taxonomy places the organism in Eukaryota, Metazoa, Chordata, Actinopteri, Siluriformes, Ictaluridae. Gene Ontology annotation, biological process: endosome to lysosome transport; phagosome-lysosome fusion. The transcript is spliced from 4 exons.
ACCACGAUUGGGGUUCUUUCUUGUGCGCACUACAUCCCAUACUGUUUAUCCUAUUCAGGGUUGCAGGGUCACCUGGAGCCUAAUCCAGGGAACUCAGUACACAUGGUAGGAACGCCCUGGACGUGGCGCAAACCCAUUGGACUGGGGGAAGAAACCAGAGUACCCAGAGGAACCAUCCCUCCCUUCAACACUCCACACACACACAGGACAGAGGCAGGAUUCAAACCCCCAAACCCAGAGGGAACAACAGCAAGGCAAUGUUUACUGCCGGAAGUUGGAGAGAUUGGAACCCCGCCCUCAGUGUGCACGAGACCGCAGGAUGGGGUUUGGCUGCUACACAGUAAGGGAGCCGUGAAGGCUCACUCUCUUCUGUACUCUUCAGUGCAGCAGGGUGUGCAGUACAGCUAGGAGAAUGAAGUUUAUUUUAUAAUACUUUUAAAAUAGUCAUUUAAAAAGAUUUGAAGCGUUUAUCUUAUUAGUCUCAUUGCAGGCAAAAAAAACAACAACAAGUAAUCCCUGUCUCACUCAAAGAUAUUUCAGACGUUUUGUUUUGUUUUCUAAGUGAUUAAAGAAUGUCUGAAUUUCUCCAAGCUGCUGAAAUGAACCAGUAACCCACGUAGUCCUCGUGCUUGUUGCGGUAGUAGAUCUGUUCAAUCAUGCAGCAAGAGCAUUUGUUCAAAGUUCUUGUGAUUGGAGACCUCGGAGUUGGGAAAACGUCUAUAAUUAAGCGAUAUGUUCAUCAGAUUUUCUCUCAGCACUACCGCGCAACUAUCGGCGUGGAUUUUGCGCUCAAAGUAUUUAACUGGGACAGUCACACAGUCAUCCGUUUACAGUUAUGGGACAUUGCAGGUCAGGAACGCUACGGCAAUAUGACACGGGUGUACUACCGCGAGGCUGUAGGAGCUCUGAUAGUAUUUGAUGUGACCAGGGCAUCGACGUUUGAUGCGGUACCAAAGUGGAAAGAUGAUCUGGACUCAAAGGUUACUCUGAGCAAUGGCAAAACGGUCCCAGCUGUUUUGCUGGCCAAUAAGUCUGACCAGUCACGGGAAGGCCUGUCCACUCAGAUUCCCAAACUCGACUCAUUUUGUAAAGAAAACGGAUUCGUGGGCUGGUUUGAAACAUCAGCCAAGGAAAACACCAAUAUUGAAGCAGCAAUCAGGUGCCUGGUGGAAAACAUACUGGCCCAUGAGGAGAGUGCUGCCUGUGACUCAGACCCGGAUACAGUGACCCUGUCCGGCAACAACAACACCAAAGAUCGUGGCAAAGCCAGAUGCUCUGCAUGUCCCAAAUAGUGAGACUGAUGGUAAUGAGGAGCAGAAGUCAGAGAGAGAGCAUGAGAAAAGGGCACAGAGUUACUGACUUCACCCUCAAAAAAAGCAAUUAAGAUAAGGCUCUGCAGUAAAGAAAAACUGCUGGUUUAUAUUCCUAUAGCAUUUCAUCUACAGUACAGCCCCAAUAACUGGUGAAGUUUGUGUAUAGCCAAAAGACCGAAAAGGCACUGUGAAGAAAAUUACAGAGCCUCUUUCAGUUUGUGAGCAGCGUAAGAUUGUGCUGGCUGGUGGACCAAUAGAUCAAUGGUUAACCCAUUUAUGCAUUAAUAUUUUACCUCAUCUGUUAAUGUGACCUGUAAUUGACACAGUUGAGUAUUUGAGGGGUCAGGGGUUUGCUCAUGGACUCUCAACAGUGGCAUUUGAUGGUGCUGGGAUUUGAGCUUCAGACCUUCUGAUCAGUAGCUCAGUAAUCCAAAGAAUUUAACUACUGAGCUACCAUUUAGACUACCAUUUAAAAAGAAAUGACAGUAUGAAAAUGACAUGAAUACUUCAAGGGGUUGGGGAAAAUAUUUGCAACCCUCAUUGUGUGGGUACAUGCAAGUUUUCAAGGUAUAGUAAUAAUAAUAAUAAUAAUAAUAAUAAUAAUAAUAAUCUCACCCUGAAUGGGUGAGUCAAUCGCAGGGCUCCAUGCAAACACACAUUUACAACGUGACACCAUGUUUUUGGGAGGUGGAAGGAAACCAGUGAACCCAGAAGAAACCCACAGGGACAUGGAGGGAACAUGUACAACUCAGCACUGAAAGUAACCCAAGCUCAGGAUCAGACUACUACUACUACUACUACUACUACUACUACUACUACUACUACUACUACUACUACUACUACUACUACUACUACUACUACUAAUAAUAAUAAUAAUAAUAAUAAUAAUAAUAUUUUAAGGGGCAUGGUGGCUUAGUGGUUAGCACGUUUGCCUCGCACCUCCAGAGUUGGGGGUUUGAAUCUCGUCUCCGCCCUUUGUGCAUGGAGUUUGCAUGUUCUCCCCAUGCUUCAGGGGUUUCCUCCAGGUACUCUGGUUUCCUCCCCCAGUCCAAAGACAUGUGUUGUACUCUGAUUGCCAUUUCUAAUUUGUCCAUAGUUUGUGAAUGGGUGUGUAUUCGAUAGUGCCCUGUGAUGGGGUUGGCAUCCUGUCCAGGGUGUCUGCUGCCUUGUGCCCUGAGGAUGGAUAAUAAUAAUAUUAAUGAUAAUGUUUUCUUUUUAAUGUGCCUUUUCCAAUCUCAAGUUUGCUUUACAAAAAAUAGAGAAAGAAAGAAAACAAAACACUGCAAUGUACAAGCAAUGGGACAGUAGUCACAGCAGGUUUCAGGAUAAUUCACACUGACACAUAGCAACAUGAAAACAGCAGAAACAAAACCACAAACCAUUAAACAUGUGGAGAGAAAUCAGCAAACUACAAUACAAAGUCCAAUUAGUGACUGCUAAUCCAAAACAAAGGAAUAGCACUUGACAGUGUGUCACAGAGUGCUAGCAAGUUGGUACAGAAUGCAUCACAGUUAUGUACCUUUUGUCAUUUUUGCUUGUUUUUUGUUCAAAACCCCAACUUUGGUUAAUUUUACAGGUAUGAAAUAUGACGAAGGCUGCGAAAGGUAUCAAAUGGUGCUAGGACAGCAGUGGUGCAAACUGG